Molecule: messenger RNA, 1959 nt
Organism: Marmota flaviventris (yellow-bellied marmot)
Lineage: Eukaryota; Metazoa; Chordata; Mammalia; Rodentia; Sciuridae
Source: RefSeq, a predicted model, not a curated record
GAGGUUUUGAACACCGCCAUUCUCACCAGAAAGCCCAUCUCGGUCCCUGUCAAAGUCAUGGGGGUUCAAGAGGACGGUUCCGUGGUGGAUGUGUCAGAGGCUGUGGAGUGCAGGUCGGCCGAUGAGGACAUCAUGAAGGUUUCCAACAAUUGUGACUCCAUUUUUGUGAAUGGGAAGGAAAUGAAGAGUAAAGUGGACACGAUAGUGAACUUCACCCAUCAGCACUUCAUCUCCCUGGUGGAAGUCACUGUCUGGGCACCCCGACUCCCCUUGCAGAUUGAGAUCUCAGACACAGAGCUGAGCCAGAUCAAGGGUUGGAGGAUCCCGGUGGCCUCCAACAGAAGGCCCACCCGGGAGAGUGAAGACGAGGAGGACGAGGAGAAGAAGGGGCGAGGCUGCUCCCUGCAGUACCAGCAUGCCCUGGUGCGUGUCCUCACCCAGUUUGUGACUGAGUCAUCUGACUUGGGUCAGCUGACCUACAUGUUGGGCCCAGACUGGCAGUUUGACAUCACUGACCUUGUGACAGAGUUCAUGAAGGUGGAGGAGCCCAGAGUCGCCCAGUUAUAGGAUGGUAGGACCCUGGUUGGUCGGAAGCCAGGAAUCACCACUGUUCAGGUCCUCUCACCUCUCUCUGACUCCAUCCUGGCUGAGAAGACAGUGAUUGUCCUGGAUGACCACAUCACCAUCAUGGAGCUGGGCGUUCAGCUGGUGGCUGGCUUGUCCCUCUCCCUGCAGCCUCACAGGGUGGACCGAAGGGUCAUCGUCUCCACAGUGGCUGCCCAGGAUGUCACAGCAGCUCCUCUCCAGGAAGCCAUAGUCAGUUCUUGGAUUUUGUUCAGUGAUGGCUCCGUGACACCUUUAGACAUUUAUGAUCCCAAGGAUUUUUCCAUAACUGUCUCAUCAUUGGAUGAAAUGGUGGUGUCUCUCCAGCCAAACUUGCAGUCCCAGUGGCCGGUUGUGGUUGUAGAGGGCGAAGGACAAGGGCCCCUGAUAAAGUUGGAGAUGAUGAUCAGCGAGCCUUGCCAGAAGACCAAGAGGAAGAGUGUUCUUGCUGUGGGUAAAGGAAGCGUCAAGGUCAGGUUUGCACCAGGCAUCGAGGAGGAGCACUGAGGAGGCAGCAAUGACAUUGAGGGCGUGAACCGGGAAUACAAAGAUCACCUUAGCAACUCCAUAGAGCGGGAAGGGAGCCAGGAGUGAGCAGUCCAGGAGUGGCUCCAGCGUGGGGGCCCUGCUGGCCCAGAGGACAGGACCAACAGGAGCACAACCCUGCCGCUGCCUGGGGAAGGGAAGGACAAGAAGCUACUCAAGAGUGGUGGUACAGAUGCCUUCACCAGCUUCCCCACCCAGGGGAAGUUUCCAGAAUCCAGUAACCCUAGUGACCUUACAGUGGCCUCCAGAGGCUUGACGGACUUGGAGAUCGGCAUGUACGCCCUGCUCUGCGUCUUCUGCCUGGCCAUCCUGGUCUUCCUGAUCAACUGUGUGGCAUUUGCCUGGAAGUACAGACACAAAAGGCUUAUGGUGAGCGAGCAGGGCAACAUCCCCCACUCCCACGACUGGGUCUGGCUUGGGAACGAGGUGGAGCUUUUGGAGAACCCAGUGGACAUCACGCUCCCCUCGGAGGAGUGCACGACCAUGAUAGACAGGGGGCUGCAGUUGGAGGAGAGGAACUUCCUGCUGAACAGAGGUUCCCAGAAGCCCUUCCACAGUCAUCUCCUCAGACCUUCUGACUAUGUCUAUGAGAAAGAGAUGAAAAACGAACCUGUAAACUCUUCUGGCCCGAAGAGGAAGAGGUUCAAGUUUACUUCCUAUACCACCAUCCUCCCCGAGGAUGGGGGCCCGUACACCAACUCCAUCCUGUUUGACAGUGAUGACAACAUCAAGUGGGUCUGCCAGGACAUGGGGCUGGGGGACUCACAGGACUUCAGAGACUAUAUGGAAAGACUGCAGGACCAGAUGUAA